This is a messenger RNA of Branchiostoma floridae (Florida lancelet), 4381 nucleotides long. Its product is annotated as piwi-like protein 1. The record is from RefSeq and is a predicted model, not a curated record. The transcript has 19 exons. Gene Ontology annotation, cellular component: P granule. NCBI's taxonomy places the organism in Eukaryota, Metazoa, Chordata, Leptocardii, Amphioxiformes, Branchiostomatidae. The coding region runs from base 450 to 3029 and encodes 859 amino acids. Gene Ontology annotation, molecular function: piRNA binding; protein binding. Gene Ontology annotation, biological process: regulatory ncRNA-mediated gene silencing.
ACAUAUUUUCACGGCUUGCUAUUGUAUACUGAUGGUGAAAAUGUGGAAAAAUAGUAACGCAACAAGUUGCAAAUUCAACCUGAAUGAAUUUUUUAAAUACAAAAUAUUUACAGCCAUCUGAAUUUCGACAAUACGCCUCAAAUUACGUUUAACACCCCUGUAACUAAAUGGGUAACACCUGAAUAUACAGCUGACAUAACUCUAAAUGAACACAUCACACGGUCUCUUUUGACUUCUGUAUUCAGAGGACGAAGGCACGACAAGUAAACUCUCAGCCCACGUAAGGGCUCCAGUCUCCCUGAGGGCGAAGGAGGCUCCGCCCUUACUUUACAUAGACCCCGAGCCGGCUGAAAAACAAAGAAGGAACGUUAAGUGUGGAAAGAACUGCGCAUGCAUCGGUGGAACAUAGCUUGUCAGUUGACAGGAAAAGCCAGGUACAGAUUACGACGAUGACAGGGCGCGCACGUGGCCGCGCAAGAGGCCGUGGCCGGGCAGCGGUAGGAGGUGGAGCGGUAGCUGAGGAGCCGUCGUCAGUUGGGCGUGGACGCGGUCGCGGACGCGUGGAGGAACCGCCACGGCGCCCUGGCGAGGAUGUCGACCCUCCGGCACCCACAGCUCCCCCCAGCUCCCAGAUGGAGGCCUUGUCUAUAGGUAAGAAGGAAGCAGGAGCUCGAGCCGCCCAGCCAUUCGGAGGAAGACGCAGGAUCGGAGACGUGGAUAUCGAAGUGCCGAACACGCGCCCUGCUCACAUGCAGGACAAGAAAGGCUCCACGGGCAAGCCUGUCUCCCUCGUCACGAACUACUUCCCUGUGACCCUAACCGGGGCGCUGUACCAGUACAGCGUGAGCUUCGACCCCGAAGUGGAGCACAAGGGCGUCCGCUUCUCCAUGCUCAAGGAGCACUUGGUGCAAAUCGGAGAGACCUACGCCUUCGACGGCAUGAUCCUCCUCCUGCCCAAGCGUCUGGAGCAAAAGGAGACCGUGCUGUCUUCCAAGCAGCGCAGUAACGGCGCCGACAUCAAGAUCACGAUCACGCUGACCAAUGAGCUGUCCCCGACCUCGCCGAUGUGCAUCCAGCUCUACAACAUCCUGUUCCGCAAGGCCCUGCACGAAAUCGGCAUGAAGCGGAUCGGCCGAAACAACUACAACCCUGGAAAGACUAUACAAGUCCCUCAGCAUGGCCUUGAGGUGUGGCCGGGUUUGGUGACCUCCGUCCUGCAGUACGAGACAAAGACUCUGCUGAUGGCCGACGUCUCGUACAAGAUCCUUCGUACGGACACUGUGCUGGACUUCCUGUAUGACCUGUACAACAAGACACAACAGAACUUCCACGAGAACGCCACCAAGAAGCUGGUCGGGCUAAUCGUACUCACAAGGUACAACAACUGGACGUACCGAAUCGAUGACAUCGCCUGGGACGCGAAGCCUACGGACAAGUUCAAGAUGAAGGACGGAACGGAGAUGACGUAUGUGGAUUACUACGCCAAGAAGUACAACUUGACCGUAAGGGACAUGGACCAGCCUCUGCUCGUCAGCCGACCGAAGAAAAAGACGCAGAAGGGAGGAGAGGAGGGGGUAUUGCACAUUCUGCCUGAACUUUGCAGUCUUACAGGCCUAACGGAUGAGCUUCGGGCUGACUUCAGUGUCAUGAAGGACCUAUCCACCCUCACCCGCCUGUCUCCGGGAGACCGAAACAACAGCCUGCACGAGUUCAUCAACACCCUAAACAGCAAUGAGAAGGUGCAGAAGGACAUGAAGGGUUGGGGUCUGUCGUUCGACAAGACUCUGUUGAAGCUGGAGGGGCGCGUCAUGCCGCCGGAGAAGAUCUUCCAGAACACGGCAACAUACAGCUACAAGCCACAGGAAGCGGACUGGUCGCGUGAGAUGCGAGGGAAGCAGCUGAUGUCUUCCAAGCCCAUGAAGAACUGGCUUCUGCUCUUCACGGCCAGGGACUCUGGUAUAGCCCAGGACUUCCUGCAGGCUCUGGUAAGGGUCGCAGGCCCCAUGGGAAUGAACAUCAACGAACCUGUCAUGUGUGAACUGAAGGAUGACCGUCCUGACAGCUACCUGCAGACCAUGAGAGAACAGAUGAACGACAAGACCCAGAUGGUGGUGUGCGUAGUGUCGAACAACCGAAAGGACCGGUACGACGCCAUUAAGAAGUUCUGCUGCGUGGAUCGCCCGGUGCCGAGCCAGGUCAUCGUGAGUCGUACGCUGAGCAAGAAGCAGAUGUUGAUGUCCGUGUGCACUAAGGUCGCUCUGCAGAUGAACUGCAAGCUGGGAGGGGAGCUGUGGGGCUUGGAGAUCCCGAUUAAGAAUCUGAUGGUGGUCGGGAUUAACUGUUACCAGGACUCCCUCACCAAAGGCCAGUCCGUCGGUGGUGUCAUCGCUUCCAUUAACAGCUCCCUGACUCGCUGGUACUCGCGCUGCACCUUCCAGCGCUCCAGUCAGGAACUCAUCGAUGGGCUGAAGGUCUGCUUGCAAGCCGCCCUGAAGAAGUAUCAGCAGUUGAACAUGAACCUCCCCGAGCACGUGAUCUUCUACCGUGACGGUGUGGCUCGCGGACAGCUAGACGCGGUUGUGGGGCAGGAGAUUCCGCAGGUCAUCGACACCUUCACGACAUUCGGGGUCGACUACACGCCGAAGGUAACGUGGAUCGUUGUGAAUAAACACGUCAACACCCGGUUCUUUGAGGAGGCCGGAGGCGGACUGCAGAACCCUUGCCCUGGAACUGUGGUGGACACCGAGGUCACCCGACCACAGUGGUAUGACUUCUUCCUGGUGUCGGGGACAGUUCGCCAGGGUACAGUGACUCCCUGCCACUACAACGUGGUGUGGGACACCUCCGGACUCAAGCCUGAUCACAUCCAGAGGCUUACCUACAAGCUCUGUCAUCUCUACUACAACUGGCCGGGCACCAUCCGAGUCCCCGCACCAUGCCAGUACGCUCACAAGCUGGCCUUCCUGGUGGGACAGAGCAUCCACACCGCACCGUCAGAAAACCUGGCCGACCGUCUCUACUUCCUGUAGGUUACAGGUCAUGACCUGGACAAGGGGCAGAGGUCAAGGGUGAUUUUGGGCCUCCUGGUGAAUGACCUUGGUACUGCAGCAGCACUUUCAUAUUUUUUUUGUCCUCGACGUGAUAUGGUCUUGAGUUUUUGGUGGCAGAAUGAUAGCUUUUGGUGUAAGAAAGACAUGGUGUAGAUUUGCAAACCCUAGUAGUUUUCUAUGGAACUGCAGGGCCAUCUUUGUUAAGAUCUUUCUAGGGGGAUAACUUACCAACGGGAUGGCAGAUUCCCAUGGUAUCUGCCAUGCAGGUAACUUAAAACAGGCUUAGCAUUAUAUAUGUUUGUGGUGAAAAUAAUGGAAAAUAAGUCAAUGUAGGGUUACUAUAUAAUACAAAUAUGCUAAACAUCAGGUCUAGAUCUGUGAUUUGUUCAACAUCACCUACCUCCUUUCUUUCAUGCCUAAAUACAAUAUAUAACAAUCCUGAAUAUCAAGAAAGGAUAUCUUCCUUACAAAUUCAAUAGUACAUCCAUAAUUGUAAUAUUCAAUAUUAUAUAUUCAAUAUCAAUAUCAUCAUGAAAGUUCAUCUGUAAUGGUACAUUUCAUGAUGAAAUUUGAUACCUUUGUUCAACACAAAGCAUAAAAGCUCACCCCGAACUUUCAGUCGCUCUUACAUCAACCUUCUUCAGGAGUGAAGUAAUGAUUCGAUUACUCUGAGCACAUGAAUUUUCAGAGACAGGUGAAUCGAGUAAUGAAUUGUAACUCCUGAAGAGGAUUGACGUAACAAUAUUAGCCAUUCAAAAUAAAACCACCAAAUUUUCACUAAUUCUUCAUCUUGAUACACUUAUUAAGUGUACUUUACAACCGUAUCACAACAAGAAGAAACCACAAUACUACAUUACUAUCUGAGUCAUUAGUUUAUCUAAUCAAUUAAUUAUCUUUUAGCUAUCAGUCAUGAUUAUUCAGAGGACUCACUUAACUAUAUUUUACAGUCAACAUUUCCCUAUUACCUUCCAUGUACAAUUUUACAUUUAGCAACGGCAAUUAGAACAAUCGUGAUUUUGGCAAUAAAAAUGAAAUGAACAUUUUGUAUCUAGCUGUAGUUUCUACAAGUUUAAUUUGUAACUUUUGUGAGUUCCCGACAGAAAAUUCACCGAAUCAUAUACAUUGUAUUCGUUUCGAGUAGGAGGACAUUUCCAACAACAAAUAUGCUUGGUAUCUAUAUCUAGUAACACAGAAUAAUGCUCUUCACAAUAAUGUGCACGAUUUUGUGAUAAAUACAAUACAUGAGGAAUGUUGUGUAAGGGACAUACAAUGUACUAUCCUGUCUAACUUCCAAAAAUGGAACCAAGAAAAACAUGGUGUCUCAUACGAAC